AUGGCCCCUAGCACAUCUCGUAUUCUCCUGCCGCAGCCAGUAUCGGCGACAGAGCCACCGCUAGGAGAAAGUGGCAUGCUGCUAAUCUGGUGCCCAUACUGCGGCAUGGGGAGGAUACUCGAGCUGAUCUCAAAAAUAGAUGAGCACCCAAAUGAAAGGUUCUUCAAAUGCCCGAGGAAGUACGUAAAGUUCCCUCUUUGUGAUUUCUACAUGUUCGAAGAAGAAUAUGCCAACUUUCUUAUUAAUUAUGGGAUGCUUCAAGAGUCUGAGAUGUGUCAUUACCAUCCAUUGGAGACGGCACAUACUGUGAAAGGGGCUGUGCAAGCUGAGAUUUAUGAAUAUGUUAAACCACUGAAGAAAGAAUCUGUUGGGGUGUAUGAGCAUGGGAGGACUACAGGUUCAGCAAGGUUCAAUUCUGCCAUUCUUCUUGUGUUGGUUCUGAUGCAAAUGUUCAAGUGA
Miscanthus lutarioriparius is the source of this 459-nucleotide messenger RNA. The record is from the annotation of a GenBank genome assembly. NCBI's taxonomy places the organism in Eukaryota, Viridiplantae, Streptophyta, Magnoliopsida, Poales, Poaceae.